AUGUAUUCUUACUGCCUUAAAGCUCUUUUACCAACAGUCUCGUCUAUGUCAUCCACCUUGGACUAUUCGGCUGGCGUCAACCCUCUCGCGUGCGACUACGACUGGCUAGCAGAUCUUACCCUCCCUGAGUUCCAGUGUGGGUUUCCAGAGGGCAGUGACGACUCAAGCUGGAUGGAUACCCAUCCGUGUGACUCGCCUCUCAGUCCCUCCACCACUGCUAGCGAAGUCAGCUCUUUGGACACCGCCUUAUUGAUUCAGCAGCUUCUGGCUGCUAGCUCCUCGGCUGAUAUAGCGGCUGCUCAAAUGAGCCAGUGUGAGGACGUUGAAACUGGCGCUACAGACGGCAUUUCCGAUGACCUGGCAUACUCCCUGCCAGCAUUACUGGAGCUCAUAAAGACCCAGUCGCCGUCUGAACUCGGUUUCGAUGUUUCCCCUCUCUCCGGUACCCAUCUGGAAGACAAAGCUUCUCUGUGCUACACUGAGCAGUCAUCUCUUCCUAUUCACACUUUGGCUGAUGGAGGCAAAGUUGCCUACGUACCCGUGUACAUUCCCCCAUCCCCGUCGUCUACUUCUGGUGACAGCCAACUCAGCUCUUCUGUGUUGACUCCCACCGUGGCUCGCCGUGAACAGAAGCAGCAGCAGCCUCGCAAGGCUAGAAAGCAGUCUUAUGGGAGCUCUACGGGGUCUGAAGGAGAGUUGAAGAGCCGUGGCAAACAACAGAACAAAGCCACUACCGGUGGUAACAAGGUACCGUCCUUGAAGGAUGUCGUUGCAGAGGUCUACAACGAGCAGCCUGGAUGUGUGAUCACCCUUCGUAAAAUACAAAAGCUUGGCUAUAAGGCAUCUCACAUUAUCAAACAACACUUCGCAACUAAAUACGGUGUGAGAGUCAUCCGUCUGCGUCUUGUCCAUUCCCGUUCUAAGGGCUGUGUCGAGCGUCCUGGCCAAUCUGGUCCCCUCCGUCCUGCUAAUAUGGGCUUCCUUGUUCUCGACAAACCAGCGUCUGUUGAGAAGGUGCUGGCUGGUGUCUCUAAGGAUGGCAUUGAAGUCAUCAAUGGUGUGGCUAUCAAUGUUCUGAAGUUCAUACGCAACCCCUCCCAUAGGGAUGCCUCUGAGGUCGCUGCUCCUCGUCCCUCUAUGGGGUUCAACGAGCCGACCAACUACACUGUGCAACCCUCUAUGAUGGAUCAGUACAGCAACAGUGAUUCGCUGUACUAUCCUUCUGUUCAUAUGGACACCUGGGUUGCUCAGCAGGGUCUCGUUAUGUAACUUUGACGACAGCAACUAGCGCUCUACUAUGGUAUAUAAGACUACCUCUAUAAGUAUAGUGCGCCAAGGGUUUCAUCGUUAUACUGUCUCCUACGAUGGGCCCGAUUAAAACUACAUAAAGGUGAAUGUUCGGCAGAGAUCCGUCGAGACUACCUAUAAGCUAUGGGUUGAGAUUCUAUUUCGAUUGAUUUUCCAUUACAGUAUCCACUCGACUAGAGUGACGGCAUAUUAUGCUCAGCCGAAAUCCACAUAAAUCGUUUCUUUCUCGAAUACAGUUUUACGCCCUCUACGUCCAUGUAUCCCUAAAUGGUGUAGUGCGAAGGCUCUCUGUCCUCUCCGGUCGUCGGUAUAAUAUUCCAGUGAUGUGUAUUGAGAAGCGGUUAGCCCCAUUCGUUUACUCAAUUCACACGACGGCAAUGGUAGGUAAGAGUUAGCAUUGGCUUCGCAUUGUUAUUACCGCGGGUGACUAUUAGGGCAGUCUACUGUAUUUAUAAAUACUUAGUCAUUUCUUAGUGUGCUCGUCUGCAGCAUGUGUCCUAUCUUAUCUGUCGGUCUGGUUUACCUAAGUCUGUUCCUACUACUGUGUUUAAACUGGUACCAUUCGGUUGUUAUGAGCCUCCCUGUUGAAUCCAAUCGGCUGCGCGGUUGAGACGCCGAGUCUAUGGUUAUUACUCCAGUGUGUGCCAUACACUGUAUGUGUGUACUGGUGCUUAUGUUGAUACCCCGGACGGGCUGUAGCUGAUGCUUUUCAGAUAGUGUAGGCAUAGGAGGCAUGAUGAGAUGCGUGAAGAGAGCUCAGUCUGUACUUAAAAAGACGACUUGGUCUACUGAGUGCUGAGCCACCAAUGAAGGCGGCAUUCAAAUCAGCUAAUCUUAUCAAGGCAUCUUUGCCUUUAGCAGCAGUCUCGUUGAAAGUCGCUGCAUCGCUUCGCUUUUCAGAGUGAGCUG
This is a messenger RNA of Perkinsus marinus ATCC 50983, 2217 nucleotides long. RefSeq lists its product as hypothetical. Bases 1 to 1269 code for a protein of 422 amino acids. The record is from RefSeq and is a predicted model, not a curated record. Lineage: Eukaryota; Perkinsozoa; Perkinsida; Perkinsidae. The transcript is spliced from 6 exons.